UGUAUAAAUCAGCCCUCUCUGAUACCUGAUUAUUUAUAAGUCCAGACAAUGAAUGAGAAGAACCAGACGCUGGUCAGUGAGAUUGUUCUCUUGGGAUUUCAGAAUCUCCACAACUUCAAGAUUCCCCUGUUCUCUCUGUUCCUUCUGAUUUACAUUAUGACAGUUUGGGAGAACGUCCUCAUCAUAGUUUUGGUUUCAACCAGUCAGAACCUCCAGUCCCCCAUGUACUUCUUUCUCCAACAGCUCUCACUGUCUGAUUUAUUGGAAUCUACAAUUAUUUUACCCAUCCUGCUCCAAACUGUACUUCAUGAUAAAUUCACAUUGUCCGUUGUUGGUUGUCUGAACCAGUUGUAUUUUUUUUCAAUGACAGAAGCCUUUGAGAUGUUCCUUCUAGCAGUAAUGUCCUAUGACAGAUAUGUGGCCAUCUGUAUCCCACUGCGUUACUCUUCUAUAAUGUCUCACAGGGUUUGUAUUACAUUCAUUCUUAUAUCAUGGGCUCUUGACUUAGUAAUUGAAGUGGUUCCAAUGAAUCUUAUGGGAACACUACAGUUCUGUGACCAAAAUACUGUUGAUCAUUUCUUCUGUGAUUUCUUUCCUCUUAUUGAACUUGCCUGUUCAGACACUUUCUUAGUGCAAAUUGUAGCAUUCUUCCUUUCAAUCCCUAUGCUUUUCAUACCAUUCAUACUGGUCAUUGUAUCAUAUAUGUGUAUUGCCCAUGCAAUCCUAAAGAUAGUGUCCAAUACUGGGAGACAAAAAGCCUUCUCCACCUGCAGCUCCCACUUGGCUGUGGUCUCCUUAUUUUAUGGGGCUCUAAUUGCUAUUUAUGUGGUUCCCCCCAAACAAGGACCACAGAUCAUAAGCAAAAUUAUCUCUCUGUUGUACACUGUGCUGAUUCCGUUAGUCAACCCUGUCAUUUAUGGUUUGAGAAGCAAACAAAUCAAUUGUGCAUUUAAAACGUGUAAACUUCAUACACAACUAUUACAGGGGUGUUGGCUUUAA
This is a messenger RNA of Xenopus laevis (African clawed frog), 999 nucleotides long. It is a transcript of the gene or11an5.L, whose product is annotated as olfactory receptor 1. Bases 49 to 999 code for a protein of 316 amino acids. Lineage: Eukaryota; Metazoa; Chordata; Amphibia; Anura; Pipidae. The record is from RefSeq and is a predicted model, not a curated record. The transcript has a single exon.